AUGGGGGACCAUCAGCAGCUCAGACCAAAUCCAACAGUGUAUGAGCUAGCGCGAAGAUACCAUCUGGACGUGAGCAUGUUUGAGCGUGCAGUGAACAACGGGAUCCAGGUGAAACGGCUGAGAAUUCAAUAUCGAAUGAGGCCAGCCAUCAGCUGCCUAAUCACCCCCCAUAUCUAUCCCGAUCUCAUUGAUCAUGAUUCCGUCUUGAACUACCCAAACAUUUCGGGGAUGUCAGAGAAUCUUUUCUUCCUUACUCAUGCACAUGAGGAAGCUGAAGAAGAGGAUUUGCGAAGUCACAAGAACUUGUUUGAAGCAGAAUUCGUUCUUGCGUUAUGUCAGAGGCUCCUUCGCCAGGACGCAUAUACUCCAGAUGACAUCACAAUCCUUACAACCUACAGUGGCCAACUUCUGGCUUUCAAGCAGGUACGAACCAAUCGUCCUCCACUAGGAACUGCCAUGUCAACAUGCCAAAUGCUGAAGGGUAACCGAUAUGAGGACUGCAAAGGAGUUCGAUGCACCGUUGUAGAUAACUUCCAAGGUGAGGAGAACAAGAUCAUUUUGCUCUCGCUUGUCAGGAGUAAUGAAGAAGCGAAGAUUGGGUUUCUGAAGACGGAGAAUCGUGUGUGUGUUGCUCUGUCGAGAGCCAAAUGGGGAUUGUACAUUGUGGGAAACAUGGAUUCACUCUGCAGUGGAUCUGAGAUUUGGAAAAAGAUGCUGGAAGCUCUGGAGAAACAGGAAGCAAUCGGAACCGAGUUGGAGCUCCAAUGUUCUGUUCAUAGGGAUCAGAUUAUCAGGGCUUCUCUUCCAUGUCACUUCCCUCCUGGUGGAGGUUGUCACUUACAGUGCAAAGUGAAGAUGUUCUGUGGCCACGUAUGUCCAAAGGCGUGCCAUGCCUAUGAUCGAGAACACAAGUCACUCAGGUGCAAUGAGAGUUGCUUGAAGAAAUGCCCUGCAGGCACCCAUGACUGUGCUAAACGGUGCUGGGAGAAUUGUAAUCCUUGUCGAAUCCCCAUAGUCAAGACGAUCCCAGCAUGUGGACACUCAAAUGAAAUGCCCUGUCAUCUUGAUCCCGAUAAGGUGCAGUGUCAGAUUCCCUGUGUCGCACGCUUGGAAUGUGGACAUCAGUGUAAUCGAAAGUGUCACGUUCAGGAUGAUCCAGAGCAUAUCAAGUACGACUGUCAAAAGCCAUGCGAAAGAAUGUGCAACGAGGAACACAAGUGCAAAGCGAAGUGUGGGAUAUACCCUUGUCCCCCAUGUAUGGUGGUAAUGGAUCGCAUCUUGCCUUGCGGACAUGAAGAGAAACUUCCUUGCCAUUUUAAUGCCAAUGCGUAUAAGUGCAUGCAGAAAUGCAAUAGAGCUUUACCCUGUGGACAUCGAUGUCGUCUCAAGUGCAGUGAUGCGUGUGGACUAUGCAAGAGGCGGGUUAAGAAGACCAUUCCUGGCUGCGGUCAUGAGGUGGAGGUGGAAUGUUGGUCGAUUCCGAAGAGAGAGGAUUGCACAUACUCUUGUGAAAGAACGCUUAGUUGCGGUCAUUCGUGCUCGAACUUGUGUAGAGAAGUAUGCACAAUGCAGUGCAAGGUCCUGGUUCCAUACUGUGGAUAUACUCCAUCUAUUUGUGGCCAUGCUGUCAUCGUUCCGUGCUGCGAUUCAAGGAAAAAUAUUGACCUGAAGGAGCUGUUGGAAUUGUGUAAAGUUCCUUGUUCAAAGGAGCUCCCUGGUUGCAGGCACAUUUGCGAGGGAAAAUGUGGGGAUUGCUGGGGAGGCAGACUCCAUCGAGAAUGCAAUCAGAUGUGUCUUCGUCCAUUAGUCUGCGGACAC
Molecule: messenger RNA, 1818 nt
Organism: Darwinula stevensoni
Lineage: Eukaryota; Metazoa; Arthropoda; Ostracoda; Podocopida; Darwinulidae
Source: the annotation of a GenBank genome assembly